Enterobius vermicularis (human pinworm) is the source of this 624-nucleotide messenger RNA. The record is from the annotation of a GenBank genome assembly. NCBI's taxonomy places the organism in Eukaryota, Metazoa, Nematoda, Chromadorea, Rhabditida, Oxyuridae.
UUGUCUUAUGCAUGCGUGCGGCCACCUGAGAACAGUCAGGCACCAGGUACCGUAUGUCUUUCUCUCAUCGGAACAGUCAGUCAGUCACCGUCUGUUCGCACCCCCGCCUUUUUGAAACUUAUUGGUUUCAGUGCUAUACAUAAUGAACUGGAGAAAACGCGACGUGCAAAUUUGCGUGGAUACCUGGAUAAAUUGAAGGAUAUUGUACCAAUGGGUGCAGACAGUACCCGUAACACAACAUUAUUGUUGUUAACACGAGCCAAAGAUUACAUUGCUGUUACCAUGGAAAACAGAAGGUACUUUUUCUUCCCAUUUUUUGUUUGCUUACAGUUUAUUUGUUUUACAGUUACAGAUGCCUUAGUUACUUUUUUUUCUUGUCUAUUUUUACCUUUAGUUUACAAAAAUUUCACCAUUACUUCAUAUAGUUUUUUUCCUUAUUUCCUCAUAUUUCAACGUUUUACUGCCACUAUUACUAUUCUUUCUCAUUUUCCUUCAAACUUGGCCACAUUUUUCAAAAAGCAUGCUUUUUUUCAUCUAUUCAUUAUUUUUGCUGUUAUUUUUUCUCUGGUUCAUUUUUUUUUUCGCGCUUCUCUUUACUCGUCUAUCUAUAUUACGUCUGUUUGA